GAAGAUUUUCAGGGACUCCACUGCUGCCACCGCUGUCAAGCCGCCUUGGAACCCCUGGAGAGGUUGAGCCCAGUGCCUGUGUGGUGUUCACCAUCGAGGCUCGAGGGACGGAGCAAAGACACAAUCCAGACCCAGGAAGUUUGGCAGAGAAACACCAUCCGUGCCUAUCUCUGAAGACCAGAGCUCUUGACUCUGCUUCCAGACUCCUUGCUACGGUCACUGGGAGGGUUGAGGACCCGCCGCUGCUCAACUUUCAGCACUUCCUGGGCAGAUGACGCUCUGGUGUGGAGGUGCUCCUGAACCCCUGUCUCUCUGCGCUUCCUGCAGCUAGCUUCUCGCGUCUCAUCCACCCGGAGCCCCUGAAUCUACUACCGUCUUCCCUUUCGGCACCAGGAGAAGGGACAGAGCUUUAGCGCUGGGGGUCUUCAGAGCCUCUGUCUCCCUGCUCUCCAUUCGGCAGCAACAGGGAGGACAAUUUCUGUCUUCUCCACUCCAAGCUCCUGUCUUGACCCUCCUUCAUUCAGCACUAGAGGGGACAGCAAACCAUUCUCUGCUCUGGGGGUGUCCCCAGCCCCUGUUUCCAAUCCCCACCCCAAGUUCUUCUUCCCUUGCUCCCCUUCAGCACCAUCCGGGCACGGACAGCUCCGCGGUGUCAGCCCCACCUUGAGCCCCUGUUUGUUUCUACCUUCUCCCGCCUCAGCACCUCCGGCGCGGACAGCUCCUCACUGUCGCCUCCACCCCCGGCCCUGGCCCGACCCCGGCGCAGACACUCCUGGUUCCCAGGGACGGCUCCCGCGCCCUGUUCUCUUUGCUCCCUGCUCUCCCCGCUCCCUUCUUCUGGCGCAUGGAGACCCCAGGGGUCCAAGAAGGGGCGGAGGCAUCCAGCGAGCUGAGUCGCGCUCGCAGCCGCCAAGGCAUAACCAGACCCCCGAAGCACUUGUGGCGUCAGCCCCGGCGCCCCAUCCGCAUCCAGCAGCGCUUCUACUCGGACCCGGACAAGUCCGCGGGCCGCAGUGAGCGGGACCGGAGCCCGUGGCCGGGGCUCGAGGAGUCGCGGCGCUCCUGGCCCACUUCCUACAGGCGCUUUGACCUGGAAAAUGGAUUCUCAUGUGGGAGAAGCACCCUGGACCCUCAGGCUGGGCCUGGCCUUGGUCAGGUCAGCCAGGCCCCUGCUCAGCACAGCCAGAGGCGAGAGUCCUUCCUGUACCGCUCCGACAGUGACUACGAACUCUCCCCCAAGGCCAUGUCCCGGAACUCCUCUGUGGCUAGCGAUCUACACGGAGAAGACAUGAUUGUGACGCCCUUUGCCCAGGUCCUAGCCAGUCUGAGGACAGUUCGGAGCAACGUCGCAGCCCUUGCCCACCUGCAACAACGCGGGGCAGCCAAGCAGGCAUCAGUCGAGAACCCCCUAAUUGGCAGUCAGCCCCCUCCACCUACAGAGGACACUGGGCAGAAGCUGGCUUUGGAGACACUGGACGAGCUGGACUGGUGUCUGGAUCAGCUGGAGACACUGCAGACACGGCACUCAGUGGGGGAAAUGGCCUCCAACAAGUUCAAGCGGAUGCUGAACCGGGAGUUAACUCACCUGUCCGAAACCAGCCGCUCUGGGAACCAGGUGUCCGAGUACAUCUCGCAAACAUUCCUGGACCAGCAGACUGAGAUGGAGUUGCCCAGGGUGACCCCCAUGGAGACCCCAAGGCCCAUGUCCCAGAUCAGCAGCCUGCGUGGGGUCCCCCACAGUGCCAGCCUCUCUGCAGCCACCGUCCCACGCUUUGGGGUCCAGACUGACCAGGAGGGGCAGCUGGCCAAGGAACUGGAAGACACCAACAAGUGGGGGCUUGAUGUGUUCAAGGUGGCAGAACUAAGUGGGAACCGGCCCCUCACAACCAUCAUAUUCAGCAUCUUUCAGGAACGGGACCUGCUCAAGACAUUUCAGAUCCCAGCGGACACACUUGUCACCUACCUUCUGACGCUGGAGAGUCACUAUCAUGCCGAUGUGGCCUACCACAACAGCCUACACGCCGCUGAUGUGGCUCAGUCCACGCAUGUGCUGCUGGCCACACCUGCCCUCGAGGCCGUUUUCACAGACCUGGAAAUCCUGGCUGCCAUCUUUGCAAGCGCCAUCCAUGAUGUGGACCAUCCUGGGGUCUCCAACCAGUUUCUCAUUAACACCAACUCAGAGCUUGCACUUAUGUACAAUGAUGCCUCUGUGCUGGAGAACCACCACCUGGCCGUGGGCUUCAAGUUGCUGCAGGCAGAGAACUGCGACAUCUUCCAGAACCUCAGCGCCAAGCAGAGGCUGAGUCUGCGCAGGAUGGUCAUCGACAUGGUCCUGGCCACAGACAUGUCCAAACACAUGAACCUUCUGGCUGACCUCAAGACGAUGGUGGAGACCAAGAAGGUGACAAGCCUUGGAGUCCUGCUGUUGGACAACUACUCCGACCGCAUCCAGGUCUUGCAGAACUUGGUGCACUGUGCGGACCUCAGCAACCCUACCAAGCCACUGGAGCUGUACCGUCGGUGGACGGACCGCAUCAUGGCCGAGUUCUUCCAGCAGGGCGACCGGGAGCGGGACUCAGGCCUGGAUAUCAGCCCCAUGUGCGAUAAGCACACCGCCUCAGUGGAGAAGUCCCAGGUGGGUUUCAUUGACUACAUUGUGCACCCGCUGUGGGAGACGUGGGCUGAUCUGGUGCACCCAGACGCACAGGACCUGCUGGACACGCUGGAGGACAACCGUGAGUGGUACCAGAGCAAGAUCCCCCGCAGUCCUGUGGAUCUCACCAGCCCCGAGCAGGGGGGCCCUGACCGAUUCCACUUUGAGCUGACUCUGGAGGAGGCGGAAGAAGAGGAGGAGGAGGAAGGAGCUUUGGACACGGAGGUCUCGGAGUCACCUGACACUGAGCUUCUGGCCCCUGAAGCUAGCCCUGACCCUGGGGCCCUACUCCUGGACAACCAGAGGACUGGGGGCAAGCCCUGCGUGGACCAGGAGGCCAAUGUGGUGGCUGAGCCCUUUGGUACCUAAUGGCUCCUGGCAGAUGGAUGGACCUUCCAGAAAGAGGUCCCAGGUGGCCCUUGCCUUGCCUCCCCCCCUCCACCCUCCUCCCCAUUGAGGGAGACAACCAAGCUUCUAGUUAUAGGCAGACCUUGGGGCCAAAUUGGAGGCACUUGGCUGGGGUCCAGUCUGACCGCGGGCUUUGCCGAGAGAGCUCUCUGAGGGGCUGGGCUGGGAGCAAUCUCUUCCAGCGCCCUUGGGAUCUCCCUCCUGGGCUUCCACCCCCGGUGUGGAAAGAGGGUGUCCGCCAGGCCCCUUGUCCCCCUUCUGCAGUGGUCAUUCUGGAGGCACAUCCAUCAUUUUAUCUUUCCACUCUUGAUCACGUAUUUAUUGGGCACCUACUGUAUGCCAGGCUUGCACCUGCUGUGUGCUUCUAGGGUAGCCCCACACAAGGGGGUGGCAAAUCAGUCCCAGGAGACCUACCCCCCUCAGGUGCCUCCCCUUCAUCUGCCACGCAGCUCCAUGCAAGAGAAUGGAAACUUGAAUGGGGAAUUUUUAGCACCAAAGCUUUGUCCAGACCGGAGUCUGGCUCAGGAGCUCCGGUGGGGCAGGAAAGACAGGGUUCUGUGUCGGGAACUGUCUCUGAAGACUGACUGAGCCUGUGGCUGUCUGUGCACCAGUUCCGGCUUUAAGUCACUGUAGUUUCUGUCUUGGGGUCUCUGGGUUCUGUUCUCCCUAGCCCCGGGACUCCCUGCUGGGUCCUCCCCCCACUUUCUCCCUCUUAUAGAACAGCAACAAAGCACAGCGUUCGGACUCCCGAUAGGGGGAAGGAUGCCUGUGAGGCUUUCUUCCAAGUCAUAGCUCCUUCUGGGCCUCAGUUUCUCCUUUAUGGCCUGAUCUUAGUACUUGGGUAAAUUGUGGUUGGAGGGUGGUGUCUGUGACCUUUCCAAAAAAUCUUAGAAAUGUGGGGGCAUUGAACGUGUCUCUGGGGUUAAAUAACCCUAUUACCCCAAAUUAAAGCCAUGCCCACCUCAGGGAUGGGGAAACGGAGUUGCAAACGGGUCGUGGUGCCUGCUCGAGGCUCUGCAGCUGGGAGCAGGACGUUAGGCAGCGCCGCCCCCUGGCGGACGGAGGCACGGAGGGGAGGCGGGGUGAACCCCGGGAUUCUCCUUGCCUUUCCUGCUGUUUCUCAGGCUCCUGGCCUGGUCGGGCUGGCGCUGAAGGGGCCUGCCUUGCCCGAAGCAAAAAAGGCGUCUCUGCUUAAGUAUCACGUUCUGUUCCCGCCUCCAGAAGCCUCAGUAUCUCCCCCACCCGCCCCUCCUUCUGUGCCUGGAAAAUUACAAGACCCAAGUCAUCGAGCAGCACCCCCCACCCCCCACCCCGCUUCAAGAACAGCUGGCUUCAUUCCUGAAUAAUUCCAUUGAUAAUUCCAUUCCACUGAUAAUUCAUUAUCAUCACAAGUAAUGAUCAAAUUCCACAAAAGGACAAUUAAAAUUCAUCUGGGUCAUGAACUUAGUGCAUUUCCUUCCGGACUUUUAAAAAGCAAAGAUUUAGGGGCACCUGGGUGGCUCAGUCGGUUAAGCUGGGACUCUUGACUUUGGUUCAGGUCAUGAUCUCAGGAUCCUGGGAUAGAGCCCCGCAUCGGGCUCACCCUCAGUAUGGAGUUGGCUUGACAUUCUCUCUCUCCCUCUGCCUCUGCCCCGCCUCCCCGUGUUCAUUCGCUCUCUCUCUCUCAAAAUAAAUAAUAAAAGCUUAAAAAAAAAGUAAAAGGCAGAGAUUUAGGGAUUUUUAUUUGUAAUUUUGUUCUCCCUCCCCCUUUAGUUAUAAGUAAUAUGUAUUUACUGUAGAGAAUUUGGAAAUAAUGUAAACAAAUACAAAAGAAAAUAAAAUUCUGCUAUAACCUCCCUGUAGAUCAUCUGCCUUCA
Molecule: messenger RNA, 4917 nt
Organism: Mirounga angustirostris (Northern elephant seal)
Lineage: Eukaryota; Metazoa; Chordata; Mammalia; Carnivora; Phocidae
Gene: PDE4C
Product: phosphodiesterase 4C
Exons: 16
Coding region: 845-3022 (725 amino acids)
Biological process (GO): signal transduction
Cellular component (GO): cytosol; nucleus; perinuclear region of cytoplasm
Molecular function (GO): 3',5'-cyclic-AMP phosphodiesterase activity
Source: RefSeq, a predicted model, not a curated record